Molecule: messenger RNA, 528 nt
Organism: Aspergillus niger
Lineage: Eukaryota; Fungi; Ascomycota; Eurotiomycetes; Eurotiales; Aspergillaceae
Exons: 5
Coding region: 1-528 (175 amino acids)
Biological process (GO): fatty acid biosynthetic process
Cellular component (GO): mitochondrion
Molecular function (GO): acyl carrier activity; acyl binding
Source: RefSeq, a predicted model, not a curated record
AUGUUCCGCUCCGCCGUCGUCCGCUCCCUCAGGGCCUCUGUCCCUCGUGCCGUCAAGACUCCGGCUCCCUUCCAGAUCCGUAGCUCUCCUGUCGCUCGCCCGGCUCAAUUCGCCCCUCGCUUUGCCUACCAGGGUGUCAGACUCUACUCCGCUCCCGCCGGUCUCAACAAGGACGAGGUUGAGGGUCGGAUAGUCAACCUUCUGAAGAACUUUGACAAGGUCUCCGAUGCUAGCAAGAUCAACGGUGCCUCUCACUUCGCAAAUGACCUCGGCCUGGACAGCUUGGAUACCGUUGAGGUCGUCAUGGCCAUCGAGGAGGAGUUCAGCAUUGAGAUCCCCGACAAGGAGGCCGACUCCAUCCACAGCGUUGACAAGGCUGUUGAGUACAUCCUUGGCCAGCCCGAUGGUAAGCUUAACACCCUUGCUUGUGCAAUUGAAUCCAUCCUGCGGGAAUUCAGUACUGACUACUCUGCUAGCUCACUAAAUAUGAACGUAAUGCGAGGACUCGGAGUGGAUUGGGGGACUUAG